AAAACACACACCAUCCUCAACAUGAAGACUGCUAUCGUACUGUUAGGUUUAGUGGCGGCCUGCCUGGCUGCAGAGAUCCGCAGAGGUAAGCAGGCUCCAGAGGCGAGGUACUACAACAACCAGCCCCAGUUCCAGCCCGCUCCAGCUCCUGUCGCUGAGGUACCGAGGCCAGUAGCCAUUGUCAGGCAAUCAGCUGACGUUAACUUCGAUGGAACCUUUAAUUAUGACUUCGAAGCCGAAAAUGGCAUCUCUUCAUAUGCAACAGGAUCAAUGAAACCCCUCAGCCCAGAAGUCUCCGCUCAGACGAUCCAAGGAGCGUACGCUUACACCGCACCUGAUGGUACUCCCAUCUCCGCAUCCUACUAUGCCGACGAGACUGGAUUCCACAUCAUCGGAGACCACAUCCCAACACCACACCCCAUCCCAGAAGCCAUCGCUAGAUCUCUGGAAAUCUUGCCCCAGCUGCCACAAGAACAGGAAGAGGUCCCACAACAACGCAAGUCUUCACGACCAGUUGUCAAGAGGAGAGCAUAAACUGACCCAAUGAUAUAGAUACGGAUUUUCGGUUGUAAUUACGGUUGUUCUUUUGUGAUUUAUAUGAGUCUUUGAAAUGUCUUGGAAAAGGGAAAAAGAAAAACUCUUGGGCUUCAUUGUCCAAUGUUUACCAUGAGUGCGCCAACUAUUCGCUUACUAGGAGAAGAUCAGUUAAUUUGAAAUUGAUCUUCUGAAUAGAGACUCUUGCGCAUGUCGCUGUACAUGAAUUCUCCACAAACAAUUUAUUACCCUCGAUUCCAAGCUUUUCUGAGCUCAUUUAAUUCUUGUAAUAAAAUUGCAAAUAGUUUUUCA
Nezara viridula (southern green stink bug) is the source of this 846-nucleotide messenger RNA. NCBI's taxonomy places the organism in Eukaryota, Metazoa, Arthropoda, Insecta, Hemiptera, Pentatomidae. The record is from the annotation of a GenBank genome assembly.